AUGCUUGUAUAAUUUGCAUCUGCUGAUUCCCCUCUGCUACUUUAAUCCAGCAAUAUAUUAUCAACUACUAAUGAUGGAGUCAACCGUGAUAAAUAUGUCAAUUAUAUUAAACUCAAUGGACUACAGGGUAUAUAACUGACACUUGAUACAGUCAAAUUGAAUACUAGAUUGGAUUACACAGUAAUGAUGUGGUUUAAGCCUUUGAGUCAAAAUUUCGGUGAAGAAUAUUAAUAUGCCUUUUCUUUUGGAGAAUCCCUUGAAUGCUAUUUUGCCACAGAUCAGAAAUUGAUGUGUACUAGCGAGUCUUUCUUAGAUAGACUGGAGACUGACAUAAGCUAGAUAAAAACUAAUCAAUGGUAUCAUCUCACAAUUGCAGGCUAGGUCCUUGAAUAAUCCUAUAUGCUUAUCCAAUCUAAUGCUUUGGGAGUUCUUGCAUAAGACGAAGGCUACUAUCUAGAUUUAAUUCAAACAGCGACUCCCUGGAAAGCAAGUCUUGGUGGCUUUUAUAACCAAAAUAUAUUCAUAGGAGGACUUAGAGACUUUGUAUUCUUAACAACGUUUGUAGAUUAACUUCAAGCAGCUAACUUAAAGAACAACUAUAUGUUUUGGGACAGCAAGUUGAAUGCUUAUUAUAGAUUCUCAGAUUAAAGUUUUUUAUAAGAUGAGAUCAAGGGUAAAUAUAUUCAGAUCUCAUCAGGUGCUUAUGCUAAACAAAGAGAUUUGAUCAGUAAUGAUAUUUGCUACCCAAUCGAAACCUAUAUUUAGCUUUAUAAAAGUUAAUCAACUCAAGAUUUCAAGUAGACUUAAGUUGCUUCAAGAUGGAGUCCUAAAUUAACAAACUGGGGAUAUACAGUGAGUAUGUGGAUCAAAAUGAAUAAUUACUGCUUUUAUUCUAGCCCAACAACAGCUAGAUAAAAUUGUCAUUAUGUUGUUCUAGGGGAUGCUUUCAUGAUAUAUAGUCCAGCUCCAAACCAAAUUUCAGCCUAUAUCUAUGCUUCAAAGGUUUAUUAUGAGUAUCAGACCAAAUCAAUCUUUGUCCCAUCAAAUUAGUGGGUUAAUCUACAAUUCACUGUUUCAUAAUAUUAUGGUUAUGAAUUCAGAACAUAUGAUAUUCUUUCAAGAUAGAUGGAUGCUGUUAUAGAAACUAGAGAACUUUUCUCUUAAAAAGUUUCAGAUAAAAGUUUAACAAUGUUGAAAAAUUUCGCCAACACUAAUGUGAUAAAAAAUUUGGUAGUCUACACAUCAAAGCAGAAAUUACCUUUCUCUCCUCCAAAUGUAGAUUUGAGCCUGACUGAUUAUUCUCUCAGUAGUGACUGUUUAGUUUAUUUCGAUUUCGUUUAAAAAGGUUUUGCUGGUUAAUAUCCAAGAAAAUUGAGAAAUCUCUGUAGUUCUAAUAGCAUCAACCCUGUUGACAUUGAACUAGUUUAGAAUAGUGAAAUCUAUUAAGGUGCUUUUUGGACUGAACCAGUAAGUAUUGCUGGUAGUGAUAUUGGAUUAUACUCAAAUUAAAAAUCACUCUUUGAUGGUAUAGCAUGUAAUGAUGGCUAAACAGUUCCAAAUUUAAGAGGCCAAAAUAGUUAUAUUUAUACCAAAACAUUAACACAAGACAGCUAAUUAAGUAAUGUAACAGUAGAAUUCUGGUUUAAAUAAGGUCUAAAUACAACUCAAUCAUAGUUAAUCUCAAACACUAAGUAUCUAUUCUCGCUAUAAGGAGUAUAAAGGGCGAGAGAAUACUUCACUAUAGUUUACGAUUCGACACAACAGAAACUAAUAUGUGCACCCUUUGGUAUUACAUCUAUCACUUCUCCUUAAAUUGGAUUUACUUAAUAUACCUAAGCAAAUAAAGCGAAAUCAGGAUGGUACCAUAUUGCUUGCUCCUACGAAUAUUAGAAGGAUUUAAUUGGAUAUCUUUCUAAUAGCAAACUAAAUGAUGAGAUUUUAUCUUAAUCCCUUGUUGGUAUCCCUACAAAUCUCCCAGCAGACACUUAUGAAAUUUGGAUCGGUAAUAAUGCUUAAAAAACCCAAGGCUCUACUUAUCUUUUUGUGAAAGAGGCUAGAAUUUGGGCAUAAAAAAGGUCAUCUAAUGAUAUUUAAUACUGGAGAAAUAGACAAAUUGAUCCUCGUCUAUUUACAUCAGAUAUUUUCCUAGCUUACUUAAAACUGAACAUUGGGCAAUAUAAUGAAAUGAAUUUCAUGCAAGUUUCUAAUCCUUAGAUAAAUUAUCCAGCUGUUAAUUUGACUGAUGUUCUCUAUGUUUCUGAUUCUGAGCUAACUAUCUGUCCUGUAAAUACUUACCUAGGAAUUGAUAAAAAAUGCUAUCAAAAUCCAAUACAAACAAUCUAGGCUAACAUUUAUACCGAAAUUAUUGACAGUGAGUUAAAUUAUGUAUUUAGUGCUAAUGAAUCAGUUAUAAUGUCUUCGACAGGAGGCUAAAACAUAUAAUAUCAAUGGAUUUUUGAUGAUUAGAUUCUCAAUAAAGUAACACAAGCACUAAAAAUCAAUAGAAGUCCGAUAAUGAAAGUUCCAUCUAAAUAUUUCAAAGAUGAAAGCUAAUAUAAUGUGAAAUUAAACAUAUCUAACCAAGACAAUACCUUUGUCUAAAUCAAGGAUACCAAAUUUAUUCCAUAAUCGUGCUCCUACUAUUCAUUAUCAAGUGAAUAAUUCUUAAAUAUCACUGAUCCUCAAUCCAGAAUUUCAGUCUCAUUUAUGGUUUAGCCAGUAAACUUAAAAAGCUACUGCAAUGAAAUUUCAUAUUAUAAUCAACUUGUUCAAAACGUUUCAUAUAGCUUUGUUCCACCUUUAGCUAGCGAUUUGAAGUUAAAUAUUGAGUAUUACUCAAAUAACAGUUUCAAGGUAACUCUACCUGAAAGAGAAUAAUAUAAGAUCCCCAUAUAGACUGAGAUUAAUAUCAUUAUGAGGCUUCAGUUCCAAAACACCCAGAUAUUAAGCUUACUAUAAGAAAACAUAAACUUGAACGACACUGUUUUCUAAAAUGUUAAGCAAACUAUUUACUUUAACACUGCUGGGCAAGCUCUAAUCCCUGCUAUUUCAGCUAAUUAAACUGUUAUUUCAAUAGGGGAAGGAGUUGUCAUUUCCACAGCUGGAACUAAAAUUACUUAUGCAGAAGCAUCUGACUAUAACACAGUCUAUUAUCAGUGGCUAUGCCCUGAGUCUCUACUAUAUUAUUGCCCAUUAGUUAAUGCUUCUCAAAUUACUAUUCCUUCAAACAGUCCAAUAAAUUUUAGAGGAGCCCAAGAAUUUGCAACAACUAUUACUGUAAAUAUAACCUGGACAGAUAAAAAUAAAAUUGAGUUCAUUUACAAUAUAUCGAUAGAUAUAAAAUUUAUCAAUCAAUUUUCUCCAGUGUUUACUAUUAGUCCUCCAAACCCAUUGAGAGCUUCUUUUGAAACUUUGUUCUCAUUAGAUUUUACCAAUCACCGAGCAACUAACUUACCUACUACAAUGCAGGUAGUCUGGACUAUUAAUCCAUAAAUUUUGUUUGCUGCAUAAACCUUAGGCGCUAAAAAUCAAACUCUUAAAGUAGCCAAAUAAGGCUUUAAUUAUGGAAGAGAUUACACUAUAACAGUAGUUGCAACAAAUAAGAAUAGUUCAACAUUAUUAUAAAGAACUUAAACCUUUACUUUUACCACUUAGAAACCUCCACAAAAUGGAACUGCAAGCAUUACUCCUACUAGUGGUUACGUAAAUGAGACAUUACUAACAAUCACUAUACUGAAUUGGUAGAGUAGUAACAAGCCCAUAAAGUAUAAGGUCUUUCCAUUUAAGGAUGUUACCAAAGAGCCAACUUUAGCUUUGACUGAUGAUUGGAUUAGUGAUAAUACACCAUAUAGGUUCACUCCUAAUGAUACUAACUAUUAUCAGGUGCAAAUUACUGACAACUCUGGAGAGUUAACAUAUUUCAACCUUUUCCCAGCAAUAACAAUAAAACCUGCGACAAAUGCAUCAAACAGUACUGGUAACUUUACUUGGGAUGUAAAGUAAGCUCAACUUAGCAGUAUUCUUCAAACAACUCAACUCUCUUAAAAAUAUUCAGAGCUAACUGAAUUUGCAGAUUAAACUCUUUCCUCUGAUCAAAGUAGUUCCUAAUCAUCAAGCGAUUCAGCCAGUCCAGAUGCUCUUCAGAAAAUCUAGUCUAAAAUUGCAAUUAUUGAUAGCAUAUAAAAAGAUACCUAAUAAAUAGAUGACCCUGAAAACUCUGUAAUUAUUUCUAAAGGUUCAGUUAAAGUACUAGAACUUAUUUUGUCAGAGACAGCUAUUCUAAACGAUGCAAUAGCCUAGAAAGCUUUAGAUAUUUUGAGAAAUAUAUAUUCAAAGGAUAAUUCAGUCAUUGAAAACAUAAACAAAGAUCCAGAAUUCAAACAAAAUUUUGCCCUAGUACUUAGUCAUCUAAUGCAGUACGAUAAUUCCUUGCAGAUAACUGGUAGAUUGCUUCGCCAAGAAAACUUAAGCAAUCUUCAGGAAGAUAUUAGAUAGUUAAAAGAGUAACUUACAAAUUAACUCUGCUAGGAUGCAGUUAUUAAUUCAGAUGCUUAAUAAAUAGAUACACCAUCAUUUAGUCUUGUAAUAAAGAAAUUUUCAUUCGAUAGUAAUAUUAAGGAGGCUGAACUAAAGUAAUCAGAAGCCGAUUCACCAAGCAUUAAGUUCUCAAUUUCUUCAAUCACUUAAUAGCUGAAGAAGAUAAAGUCAUUUGAUGAUGCUUUCUGUCUCGAGACAAUUUUCUUGAACAUUGAUCCCUCAAUUAAGGAUACUUCAUUCACCUAGUAUUCAAAGUCAAUUUUAGAAUAUUUAGUGUCCGACGAAUAGUCUCAAGAAAGCUAUACGUCAAGUCAAUACGAUCCUUAAAGCAAUGUAAAUAUUAGAUUCCCAGUUAAUCCAGCAACAUUCCUGAACAAUUAAACUGUAUGUAUGGGUUAUUUCAAUCAAUAAAAGUAAUGGUCUGAUGAUAUUUGCGAGACUAUUGUCGAUACCUAAGACCAUAAUGUCAAAUGUAACUGCAAUCCAAGUGAUGUCACUAAAUAUGGAGUGUUCAAUAAUCCAGCAAGAUAACUUGGAACAUAACUAGUAUUUACACCAAAACCAACAAAAGAUACUAGUAAAGCCUCAGAUUACAUUCAAGUUGAUGAAUCAUUCUCAUUCUUUGCCCUAAUUCUCAUUCUUGUAGUCUUUUCACUGGUCCUACCGACAAUUCUCUUGAUACUCGAUAAAAGAGAUACAAAAGCUAUCAAACAAAGGAAGCUUGAUAAUAACCUUAAAUAGCAGUUAGUAGUUAUAUCAAAGUAUACUAGUCUUCCUUAUAAAUAUUGGAUCACUAGAGCUGAUGAAGUUUUAGAAUUCUCUCAAGAAAGUAAAACUAUUUUUUCACAUUUUGUGCAAGAAUUACAUCCUAUUGUAAAUAUGCUUGCAAAGCAUGAUGUCUUGAACUCAAGGAUCACAAGAUUCAUUAGUUAUCUCCUAUAACUUUCACUAUAUGCUUUGAUUACUGUUUUAGUCUUUGGUCCAAGUUACAGACUAGGAGAACAGGGAAGAUUCGAAUAUGGUAUUGAUCAGAAGGAUAUUAAUUACAUUCUAGCGAUUGGUAUUAUCGGGUCAAUCUUGCUAAUACCUUGCAAUUUAUUCAAUAGACUCUAUAGAAGGACAAUAAUAAACAAAUCAGUGCCAUCUGAAAAUGGCACUCCCUAUCAAACAAAGAAUCAUGAGAGCAACAACAUGAAUUAUCAUCCAGAGCAGUCUAGUGAAAAUAAUCCACAUUGCGAUUCUAGUCCUAAUAAAGAGCUUCAAACAAUGUAGCGAAUAAUUUAUAAGCAAAAUGCUCUUGAUCAUUUGUCCCAUGGAGAUCUUUUUGGCUAAAGUAAUCAUAGUCAUUUAUACAAAUACGAAAAUUCAUAAGAUCUUAAGUUAUAGCACAGAUGCAGACCACUGCUAUUAGCUUAGAUGGCAGUAGCUUAUAUUUGCUCGAUGAUUGCUAUGACACUAUGCUUCAUUUAGUCAUAAAGUAUGCCUGUUUCCAACUAGUAUUGCCUUGUUUCAUCAUUCUAUAUUGGUUUCUUUGGCAGUAUUAUAGUAUCAAACCUAGUAAGAGUUGCAAUAAACUCACUUCUAAUUAAAAGAUACAUAGAAAAUAAUGGUUCUUGGCUAUUGAGAAUGUUCCUAGCAAGGGAAGCUAUUGAACUCUAUAAAGAAAUACUGAUUAUUAGAUAAUCAGCUAAAGGAGAGGCUAAUGACAUUACAGCUAUUCAUAAUUUAUCUCAAAAACAAUCUAGAUCAAGGCUUUCAAGAUUAAACUCCACUGGAAAGAAAGCAUUUAAGGAUAAUGUCCCACAAGGUGCCGAUUUAUCAAAUGAUUCUAAUAUCCUUAAGAGAAACUAGAUAGAUACAAUCGAAUAGAUUGACUCAAAUAACUCUGUAUUAGCAGAUAAUAACUUGUUGAGGUAAAAAACAUUGGAAGAGGAUCCUUUCAAUCAAAGAAUGUCACCUGAUUCAAAUAAUGUCCUAGACUUCAACUCUUAGAAUUCUUCAAGAAAAAGUCCAAAGAAAAACAGCAGUAAAUCUCCUAAAGAUUUCUAUGAUAGCAUCAGAAUGCAAAUAAGGCAAGAUACUCCUGAGGUCUCCUUAGAUCGAUAUUCAGAACUGUGUCCACAUCAAAGCUAGGAGCUUAACUUCGAUGAGUAAGAUCAUCAUCAAAUCUGA
Messenger RNA from Stylonychia lemnae, 6708 nucleotides. The record is from the annotation of a GenBank genome assembly. NCBI's taxonomy places the organism in Eukaryota, Ciliophora, Spirotrichea, Sporadotrichida, Oxytrichidae.